AUGAAAAUUGUCGCACAAGGAGCAGAAGCCAUUUUAUAUGAAGAAGACAGCAUAAUUAUAAAAGAACGGCCGUCAAAAAAAUAUAGGAUACCCGAAAUAGACUCUAAAUUGAUAAAAUCAAGAACAAAGAAGGAGGCCAAAAUACUUGAUAUGCUUCUAAACAAGGGACUAUCUGUUCCAAAGCUUAUAAAAGUUGAGGAAAACAAAAUUUUCAUGGAGAAAAUAGCGGGUGAAACGUUAAAAACAGUUUUAAACGAUCAGAACUACUGCUUUCUCAUGAGGAUUGCCGGAGAAAUGAUUGCGAAGAUGCACAAGUUAGAUGUGGUUCAUGGCGAUCUCACCACUUUAAACUUUAUAUUUAACGGAAACUUGUUUCUUAUUGAUUUUGGAUUAGGAUUCUCAUCAACGAAGGAUGAAGAUAAGGCAGUAGAUCUUUACGUCUUUGAAAGAAGUAUAAAGUGUGGCCAUAGCGAAAACUAUCUUGAACCAUUCUAUGAGGCCUAUUCGAUUACAGGAUCAGUAAGUAUUCUCAAAAAGUUAGAAAGUGUAAGGCUGAGAGGAAGGAAGAGAGAAGAAAACAUUCUGAUGUAG
This is a messenger RNA of Vittaforma corneae ATCC 50505, 591 nucleotides long. RefSeq names its product BUD32 protein kinase. Gene Ontology annotation, molecular function: protein serine/threonine kinase activity. Bases 1 to 591 code for a protein of 196 amino acids. Gene Ontology annotation, biological process: protein phosphorylation. The record is from RefSeq and is a predicted model, not a curated record. Lineage: Eukaryota; Fungi; Microsporidia; Nosematidae. The transcript has a single exon. Gene Ontology annotation, cellular component: cytosol.